AACGCCGUCCGCUCGGUGGAGGUUUGUCCCUAUCCGCUUUCCCUACUUCCUCCGAGGAUAAAAAAGUUUCUGCGUUUGUACCAACCUGCUGGUUCCAAAUGGUCUGCUCUAAGAGAUGACAUAAGCAGAUGUUAUUGGACUAGACAUGAACCAGGUGUCCACGCUGACCAGAACUACUGGAUUGAGGGAUGUGCCGGUUUUACGCCUGAAAAAUGAUGCAGAUCUCAGGGAAAUUUAUGAAUUUGGUCGGAAAUUGGGUCAAGGCAGCUUCGGAGCUGUUUAUGAAGCCACUCACAUUAACACACAGACAAAAUGGGCUAUUAAAGAGGUUUGCAGGCCAACGGCAGGAAGUACGAUGGUUGAGAUGUUGGAUAACGAAAUAAACAUUCUCAGACAAGUGAAUCAUACUCACAUAAUACAUCUAGAGGCAAUCUACAGCACAGCUGGGAUGAUUUAUAUGGUCAUGGAGCUGUGCAGUGGAGGCGAUCUGAAAAAGCUGCUGCAACAAAAAAAGUUCUUUACAGAGGACGAAACAAGGAAUGUAAUAUUUUGUUUAGCUGAUGCUGUUGUUUACCUUCAUAAAAAAGAUAUAGUGCACCGAGACUUAAAACUUGAGAACAUUCUUGUUAAAAAUUCGCUCGAUGAGGAUGAUGGCAGGAUCGAUAUCAAGGUGGCAGACUUUGGCUUGUCGGUGAAGACGGGUGGUGUAGGGAUUGACAACAUGAUGACGGAGGCCUGUGGGACUCUCAUAUAUAUGGCACCUGAAAUGAUGAGUGGUCGUGGUUACAGCCACUGGUGUGACGUGUGGAGCAUAGGAGUCAUUAUGUUCAUGCUACUGUGUGGGGAACCUCCUUUCAUUUCCAAGACAAAGGAAAACCUGCUUAAGAAAGUUCUCAACAAAGAAGUCAGAUUUACUCAACCCAUCUGGGACACCAUCAGUGAUGCUGCAAAAUAUCUCCUGACCUGCCUUCUGAAGGCGGACCCUGCCUACCGCAUGUCUGCACAUCAACUACUAGAGAACCCUUGGAUUACAGGAGAUAAUAGUGUGCCUUCUGGUCCGACCACUGUGCUGGAUAUGAUGCAUCACUACCUGCAACAUGAAGAGAGUAAUAAGAUUAAUUCAUGGACCCUGGCUCAGGAGAUCUCCUCGCUGACCUCCUCUGAGGACGUGCUUCAGCCAUCCCUGGCUUCCCUGGUUCUCUCAGACACAGACAGCAACUGUGAGAGCCAAACGAAGCUCAGCGCUGAGAGAAGCAAUCGCUCCUUCCCCAAUGCAGCAUCCACUAGACUGCCGGACCAUGGGAUAAACGGCUCUGCUUCACCGGGACCACCGACCACAUCUCAGUCCUAUUCGGGUGAAAAACACUCCACACAGCUGACUGCAAAGCAUCGGAGAUCUCAAGACAAGAAGGAACUCAGUGCAGUACAGAAACCUGCCUCAUACUCCAGCAUGGAUGACGGGGACUGGAAGAGAGAGGUCCUCGCGCGCUGCAUUGUGCAGAUAUCGCGGCGCCGGGCCGGUGACGGGCGCUCCUGUCAGCCGCUCCGCUACAUACUCUCCUCCGGCCGCUCACCUCGCAGCGUGAUGCCUGCUUCCCCUCUGUCAGGCGCCACUGUCCAGAGGACUGCGGGAGCACAGGCCAUCCGUCCGUCCGCCGCGCACCUGCCUUCUGCCAGACAGGAUCUGACCGCCCCCCUGCCACCAGGACAGCCCCAGAGACCAAUUUAG
Menidia menidia (Atlantic silverside) is the source of this 1729-nucleotide messenger RNA. Lineage: Eukaryota; Metazoa; Chordata; Actinopteri; Atheriniformes; Atherinopsidae. The record is from the annotation of a GenBank genome assembly.